GUCUUAUGGUUUUCUCAAUAUCCUGCUAUUAUCUGUUUAGUGGAUUUGUGUAGACCCAAUGGCAGAUGUUAGCGUAAUAUACUGUAUAGUUUUCCAGUCCAACUGAGUUCGCUCAACAGUUGGUAUAUUUACUUUAAAUGUAGGUUGUUCAGCCUGAGGCUAUUCCUUACCCCAUUAGUUUGCCUGAUAACUUUUCUCUAGUAUUUGUUUUGAGCUUUUCCCUCAUUAUAGCCCUUUUGGUUAUCUAUAGUUAUUGGGGUGUUUCUUGUUUCCAACCAAGAAAACCAAUGUGAAGUAAGUAUUUAUCAUCUCUGCCAUUUCAUGAUGUGCUAUUAUUAAUUCCUCAGCCCUAUUCUUGAAGGAGCGACGUUUACGUUAGUUGACCCCUUUCUCUUUAUAGUUGUAGCUCCUAUUGUCUGUUCUUGUCUAUGGCUAGUUAAUUCUAUUUUAAUCAUCCUUUGCUGCUUCUAAACAUUUUUCAGUCACCUAAUUUACCACCAAUCUUUGCAAAAUUGUAUGCUUUUUCAUUUUGAUGCGAUCUUUAGCUUCCUUGAUUGUGGAUGAUGUCACAUUCUUCUCUCUCACUAGAAUAUACAUUUACUGAGAUUUAUAAAAAUGCUUAAAAUACCUCCUGAUGAUCUGCCAUGUUAACCUUUAUUCUCUCUGCCCACAGCCUCAUUUGUCCUCAUUGUCAUUGAGUUUCGGAAUCAAACUAAAAUUGAAAUUAUAAGAUGCCAUGUUCACUCUUUACUCUGGGAUUUCUGGCUAUGAUGUCAUACAUUAAUCUUGCCUCAUUACAUUAUGCCAGAUGUAAGCUGAUCUGCUCCCUGAUUGAGAAACCAAUGCAUUGCUUUGUCCCAAAUAAGGUGCGGACUCUGAUAUCGGCUGCCUCACGGCAUAAGUUGCUGGUGUUGGCCGGGACGUGUUUAGAAGAAUCUGGUGAUCUACUCCUGCAAAAAGGAUCCUUCACAUUCCACGAUUUCAUCCAGAUCUUCACGGAUAAGGAGAUUGGAGAGCUGCUGAGCUUCACGCCUCCUGCCGACAAGGCCAGCCUUUGUCUCUGCUGCCCUGACCUGGGAGAGUGGAAGCGGUCGAGCCUGGAGCAGCACAGCCUCCAGGAGUUCAUCGAGAUCAAGGUGAAUCCUCCAGCCGCGCUGUUGGAGAUGGAAGGGCUGCAGGAGUUCUUGGAGUACCUCACCGAGUCCUUGGAGGCGUCGUCUCCCUUUGACCUGCUGGAGCCUCCAGCUACUGUGGGCUUCCUGAAGCUCUCCAGGCCUUGCUGCUACAUCUUCCCAGGCGGCCGGGGCGACUCCGCUUUCUUUGCUGUCAAUGGCUUCAACAUCCUGGUGGAUGGAGGCUCAGACCAGAAGUCCUCGUUCUGGAAGCUGGUCCGUCACCUGGACAGGAUCGACUCAGUCCUGCUGACUCACAUCGGGACGGACAACCUGCCCGGGAUCAACAGUCUGCUGCAGAGGAAGUUGGCAGAACUAGACGAGGAUCAAUCACAAGGCUCGGAACUAAAUGGUGACUGGACAAAGAACCUAAUUUCUCCUGAGAUUGGUGUCAUGUUCCUCAAUGCAUCAAAUAGACUCCAGCACAUUGAGAGGGAAAGUGUCAGACGAGGUGUAGAUGAGGUCAGUGUAUUGCUUCAACGACUGGAACUUCUGGGUAUUAACCCGCUCCCCUUGUAUAGGACUGUUGGCAACUCCAUCGAACCGAUAAUACUCUUUCAGAAAAUGGGAGUUGGCCGCCUGGAAAUGUACGUCCUUAACCCAAGCAAAGACAGCAAGGAUUUGGACUUCAUGUUGCGUCAGUGGACAGGCAGCAGCUGGCCAAAAGGGAAGGACCUCCCAAUUCAGUGUUUGGUCUCCGUCUGCGCUCUCAUCACCUGGCACCCAGCCAGCAAGGUGGAGAAGAUAAUCCGCGUGCUCUUCCCGGGUUGUGCUCCGCAAGGCAAAAUCCUGGAGGGGCUUGAGAGGGUGAAGCACCUGGACUUCCUGAAGCAGCCUGUGGCUACUCGAGGCGAGCUGGAGGCUCUGCAGAAGGAGAAAAGUGGCAAACCGAGACGCACGGAGAGCCGUGAGAGUCUGAAAAGCCUCACUAGGGGCUCAUCUGGGAAAUCGGGGCGAGAGCCGGAGGUCGGGUUGAUGGGGGGGAGGCCGUCCUCUGCCAAGGACAAGCCAGUAAAGCUUGAUAAGAAGGACAAGGCCGGGAAAACUAGAGCUGCCUCUGCGGUGCCAGGCGAGAAAGCAAAAGAGUGUCCCCCGAACGCAUCGGCCUUGCCCGAGGCGGGCGACAAACCAAGAGCAGAGACCUCGCUGAAAGCGUCCAUGGAGAAGGUUCAGAAGAAGGAAUCCAGGCCCACGAAGGUGGAUGAGAAUAAGGAGGUGAAGAUGGUGAAAAGGGAAGAUGGGAAAGAGGCUGAGGACAAGAAAGUGCUGAAGAAGGACGUGCUGAAGCAAGUUAAAAAGGAGCCCAAAAAGAUUGACAAAGUUGUGGCCAAGCCCCCUACCAAGAGACUCCCGGCAGCUGCUGAAGGUAGGAAGGGCUCGGCCAAAGUCAAUGCCCUGGCCAGCUCCAGGGAGCCCAAGAAGGAUCAUGUGACUCCUGGGAAGGAAUUGGUCAGACCCAAGCCUGGGGGACCAAAGCGGGAGCCCACCCCUCAGCAAACUGCAGCUGCGGGGAAGGGAGACAAGGCGGCCUCCUCAGGGAUGUCCACUCCUGAAGACAUGACAGAGGAGUUUAAGAAGCUGGAGCAGGAGGGGGGCCCAGGCUCACUGCCCCAGGAGGAAGCUGCUUCGGCAGGGGCCCAGGGGGCAGUGGUGCUGGGGAAUGCCCUGUCUGAGGAGGGUUUCACUGCUGUGGAGGUGGGGAGGGAGCUCGGGACUCGGUUAUGGAACAACGGCGCUGCUGAAAACGGCAAGGCGGCGGGAGAGCAAGAGACUGGCACGGAGCAAGCUGCGGGGGUUGGUGCCAGAGCACAGGGUGAUGAAGGUACGGUUACAAUCCAUCCUGUUAACGGUCUGAUCUGUGGUACUGACAACGACCAUGACUUUGAGCUGGAAAGUCCUGAUAAGUUCAGGUAUUUUGAUGACAAUUUGAGCCCCAGCAGGAACAUGGCUGCCCUGUCCCCUCUUGCAAAGACUCCCAGGAGUGAUCGUAGUGUUAAUUUUGACCUAACACCAACUGAGCUUGGGCUGGCAGGUGAGGUCAAAGGGCUGGUAUCCACCACCAAUCAGGACAAUGCGGAGGAGCAGUAUACCAGCUCUGAGGAGAAGACCCUGGAAAUGGUCUCCCCUCCUGGAUCCGGGCCCGCCAGCGCUGGCCACACCCCCUUCCACCAGUCGCCAACUGACGGCAUCCUCCCCAGAAGUGAAGACAGUUUAAUUGAGAGCGUUUCCGGCAUCCUGCAUGGGGAAAGCCAGUUGGCCAAUGCUUGCGAGAGACCGGCAGAUGGAUCCCCUCAGUCACACCCACAGCCACCAUUUGACAAUGCCGGUGCACCACUGGACAGGCACGCUGGCACCCUGAGCUUGAGCCCCUUCAAAGAAGUUGCCCCCGAUGUCUCGCCAACUCUGACGACCCCCUCGCUGCCAGCCGAGGUUGGCUCUCCUCACUCCACCGAAGUUGACGAGUCCCUGUCUGUCUCCUUUGAGCAGGUCCUGCCGCCCCUGACCGAAGCACCGAGCACUUCUCCUGAACAUGACGGUCUCCCAGGGAUGGGCGACCCUCAAGGCAUGAGCCUCCCCCUGAGGUCUUUGCAGGACGCCUUCCGGCCUCUGCUUUCCAGCCAAGGAGACUGCAGACCCCCUCACAACGGAGUGGACGGUCCCGGGCCGCAUGUGGCUGGGCUCCCCUCCGAAUCCCCUCACGAUGUCGACCUGUGCCUUGUGUCGCCUUGUGAAUUCAAGCACCCCAAGACUGAGAUCUCUCCGUCUUUUGUCAACCCUAGCCCCAGGGACACGUCAGAUGACAGUGACCUUUCCCAGGAAUGCGCAAAGCCCACAGGGCAGAGUGGGGACCGUGUGGCCCUCUCCGGCAGGAAGGUGGCACUGGACCAAACCACCCCAACCUCUGCCAGCGAGUCCCUCCUGUCCCACUCGGGCUCGGCAGUCCCUCCCGGUACCGAGGACUGCCCGUCAAUCACUGCAGAUGGUGGCAUGGACUCUGAGGACGAUUCCGAGUGUCUGUCGGUGGGCGGGUCUGCUCUGGGCCCUGCUUGCCCCCCAUUAUCUUCCAGGUCACAUGACCCUCCCCCCUCCCCAAUGAAGGACCCCCAACCGCCCCCGCCCCAGCCUGGCAUCUGCAUGGUAGACCCAGAGGUCCUGACGCAGACCUCUGCCAAAGGUGCGGUCGAGAAGUCAAAAGGGCGGAAGCCAGGGUCCAAGCCGGCUGUGGGCUCUCUGGGUCGCAGAGUUGAGAAUGCUAAACAGGCAACUUUGUCCAAACCAAAAGGUCCCCAGCCGACAUCCAAAGAGGUGGAAAAAUCGGCCACGGCCGGCAAGACUGAGCAGUCGGGGAAGGUUUCCAGGGUUAAUUCCAGCCAGUCCAUCAACUCGGAAGAAAAGAAAGGAAAGAAUUCCCAAGUACCAAGUUACAAAUCAUCUCAGAGCACCUCUCGCAGCACGAUGGCAGGUGCAGUGAGCAAGUGUCCCCCUGUGUACGUGGAUCUUGCCUACAUCCCUAACAGCUAUGCUGCCAGGACAAUCAACACCGAUUUCUUCAAGCGUCUGCGAUCGUCAGUCUACGUCAUAAGUGGAGAUGACCCUCAGAAAGAGGGUGCGAUGAGGAACAUUCUGGAUUCGCUCCUGGAAGGCAAAGCAGUGUGGGGCAAUAAUGUGCAGGUCACCAUAAUCCCGACCUUUGACUCUCCCAUCAUGCAUGAAUGGUACCAGGAGACGCACGAGAGGCAGCAGUCUUUGAACAUCACUGUGUUGGGCAGCAACAGUACAGUUGUCAUGCAAGAGGAGACAUUCCCAGCAUGCAAAGUUGAAUUCUGAUUGCUGGUGGCCACAGGGAGUGUAACUCCUUUGAGCACCCUUUUUCCAAGGACAAAAAGAGCCAGAGAUAGAGCCGGGCAGGUUUAUUUUAAACCCUAGCCUGCCCCAGGCAAUAUGUAGACCCUUUCUGAAGUGUUUGUUUCUAGUGAUGCGUCGGGUAAUGCACGUAACCAUGGAAGCUUUGUCCCAGUUCCUGUGAAACCUUUCUUCAGUUGCACAAUUGUAUCAGCUGGGAGCUUAGAGAUCACUAGAGCAGCAGUGAACUGGGUGAAGAGCCAAAACUAUGACCAUGGUGGGAGGGUAAGAGCCAAUUGGGACCAAAGGUUUGAGAUGGGACUGGCUAGCCACCAAAUAUUCUGACAGGGUGGCAGUUUCGUUUUUUAAAUGCUUUUGUCCCUAACAUAUAAAUAACUUGGGAAGAGACUAUUUGAACCAUUCUUGGUUACUGUGAAUGAAUAUUUUGCUGUGGUCUUAGUUGAGCUGACAUUCUUGGCUUUGAUUUGGAGGCCUGCUGUUAGUUGAACUCCACAGCUCUAUGUUACAAGAAGCAGCUAUUAUGUAGGAAGGAUGAAGACUCUGUUCUCCCCUUCCUCUUGAUUGACAGUCAUGGUUUAGAAUUAUUACAAAGGAAGCCUUUCCACUUUCAAAUACUUGCCCCCUUGGCCACAGUCCAACUUCUUGCUGCAGCAUCCAUGACCUGGUAGGGUUGGAUCUGCUCUCCGGUACUUUAGAGAUUGUGGGAGACUAAACUUCCGGUCUACAGUGGACAAACUGUCAUUGUCAGUGUGACAGCCCAAUAGCCGAGCUGGUCUUGAACUGGCCACAUUUCUGUGCCCAGGAAUAAUCUAACCAGGAGGUAAGUUGUUCCCAUUUCUGACUUUGUCCAAUGGUCAUAUUAUCAAUUUGACUUGGUCCAAAGCUGUGCAAAGUAAGAUCUGUAUAAUGUUCUGAUCUUGAUUCAAUUUCAUUUUUUCCAACAAAAUGUCCUUCAGUUGGGGAGGGUCCUGAUGUCUGGUUUAGCUAUUUAGUCAGUGAUCCUCCCAUGUCAUGACCUUUUCUAUUGGUUGGAUGUCAUGUGUUCUUGAAACAAAUGCCAAUUCAACCGAUAGGAUAGUAAAGGAAGUGCCUCUCAUUGGUUGGAGAAUCUUUGGCAAGUGCCAUUGGUCAAAGGUUAGUUCAAAUUGACGCUGUGGUAAUCUGGUUGUGUUGGGCAGCUUUUGAGUCUGGGUUUACACUUUGACUUUUAGAUUGAGAACCAAACGCUUAGUUUGUUACAACACUGCUUCUAGAAAAUUCUACCAAGUAAAACGAGGAACUCUGGUGCUGCUUGAUAUUAAAUAUAUACUGCAUGUUUGUUAGCUUGAGUAAGUUGAACAUUAUCAAUGAGGGUGAGUGAUGGGAGUUGCACAAAAAUUAACUGCACACUCCCAGGGGAAGGAACUGAGAGCGUAUUCCUGAUGAGGGCCUUGCAGGCUGCCAAACAAGUCUCAAUGUGGGCUGUAGGCCAUGAAUUAGAGGUAAAUACUAAUUGGUUGGGUCCUGAGUAAAAUUUACACCAAAUCCAAAUGCAUGAUUGCCUCCACGCCUUUCCUCUCAUGAGGAGCUAAUUAAUGCUAGUUGGUGAAAUGGCUUUUGUUAAUAUAAAUCUCCAUUCCGGCCUGCAUUAACAUUAAGCCUAGGGCUAUUAACAUUAAACAUUAGGAUAGUGAAGUCCUUGGAGAGAGUGAAGGAUCCCUACCGACCCUAAAGGAUUUUGUUUCCCAGGAGCUUUUGAAUUGGAGAACAAUGGAAUUGGGCAUGGCUGAAACUUUUGCUCAAACAGAUCUUGGUUGAGAAGUUUGUGUCUCUGAUCCCUGGAAGCCCUUUGUGGUAGCACAGUGAGCAUUAAUCAUGAACAGAACUGGCCGCACAAGGCCUUCAGCUCAGGUGACUUUGUCCACUGUUCCUGAAGACCUGUUUCUGCUCCAGUGAUGUUGGUUUGUCACAGGCAGAUAACAAUAUCCACCAAGGCCAAAUGGGAAUGUUUUGUAUCCGGAGGAAAAGGUGGUUCAGUUAAGUAGCUGAGGGAGAGAUGGAUGUGUUGUGGUUUAAUGGCAGGGAAUAGGGAAGGAUAAAGUGAGUUGUACUGAGAGAACCUUGUUACAAGUUUAUGGUGGUUUCUAGACUUGAACAAGCAUAAAGUUUAUGCCUCCAGCAUAAUGUGCAUCAGGGUCUAUUUGGGUCAAAUAGGCACCCUCAGAACUACAUAUGGGGUUCAGUGGUGUUUUGGAAUCAAGUACUACCCUCCCCUCCUUCCUCCCACUACCCAACCCCUCUAUCAUUGCUCCAGCCCUUAGAGGGACUUCCCUCAGUGUAUGGGAUAAUCUCAAGUUAAAGAUCUGGUAAUUGUUUACAUUAUGGGUUCGACAGAGCUCAAGUUGUGACUACCUUGUGCCCUGAUGCCAGCUCCUCAAGUCAGAUACGCUCCGGUGAGCCUCUUCUAAAAGCUCAUGACUAUCACUCUGUAAUUGAUGCCGCGAUUUCAAUCUAGUUAUUUAUUCUUGAAAUUAAUAUAUAAACCAGUUUACACUAUUUUGUAAUAGCUGCUUUGUGUCAGCAGGACUGUUGAUCUUUUGUGUAGAACCUUUCAAAUUUUUUUAGUAUUUUUAAUGUGAGUAAUCAGUAUUAAACACUAAUAGUUUAAGGCUAAAUGCAGGAUGCAGUUUGACUUGAUUUAUGCAUUUCAGUGGGACCCACAUUGUGUUCCCGGGACAUGUCUAUGUAAUUUCCCAUGCUAACUGCUGACUGACUAUGCCAUAUAUUGAGGAGAGAGUUGUGUUUCAGUAACGGCUGCUUGCAAAUACAGGGUGAGCAAUCGGCCAAGUUCAGAAAAGGUGACCUGGGUUGACCUAACCAAGAGAAGUUCUGUCCAACUAGAUACAUGUCAUCUGAUUGUUUUCACUGGUUACUCUGAGCCCAAGAUCUGAUGGAAGAUGUUGAAUUCUCACUGCCUCCCUCACAGCCCCAGGAGGGACGAUUGGCUGAUUUGAUUCCUCUCGCAGCUGGAAGCUGGGAGCCCAGACAGACUGUCGCUUUGCCUCUCUGCACUGCGCAUCGAUCAUUAUUCGUGUUUUGUGACGUGAUCCGGGUUCAGUGUGGGGAGCAGUUGGAUUCCACAUUUCACUUUAAUUGGAAAGAUGUUUGCAUGGAUUGGCUUGUGCAGGUGUGCAGGCUGCCGGCCCAUAUCACUUGCUUUUAAAAAUUGUUCUGUGUGCAUACACUGACAUGUCUCUUGGCACUACUUUACAAUUUCUGGCUUUAAGAUGAGAGUUGAAAAAUAAAAUAUUUCAAUAAAGGGACUAAUUUUCA
Messenger RNA from Hypanus sabinus (Atlantic stingray), 8348 nucleotides. It is a transcript of the gene map1sa, whose product is annotated as microtubule-associated protein 1Sa. Gene Ontology annotation, molecular function: microtubule binding; actin binding. Gene Ontology annotation, biological process: regulation of microtubule depolymerization; axonogenesis; dendrite development. The transcript has 5 exons. Bases 732 to 5000 code for a protein of 1422 amino acids. Gene Ontology annotation, cellular component: synapse; dendrite; cytosol. The record is from RefSeq and is a predicted model, not a curated record. NCBI's taxonomy places the organism in Eukaryota, Metazoa, Chordata, Chondrichthyes, Myliobatiformes, Dasyatidae.